GGUAAGGACGAGGUGUACGACCGGAUGCUGCUGGAUUACUUCCUGUCCUUCCACCAGUUCAUCCACCUGCUUUGUCGCGUCGCCAUAAACUGCGAGAAAUUCACCGACACACUCGUCAAACUGAGUGUGUUGAUUGCGUAUGAAGGACUUCCUCUUCACCUCGCUCUCUUCCCCAAACUGUGGACGGAGCUCUGUCAGUCACAGUCUGUUCUGGCUAAAACGUGUGUGAAGCUGCUGUGUGAGGAUCCGGCCUUCAGCGAGUACAUCAAGUGCAUCCUGAUGGACGAGAGGACGUUUCUCAACAACAACGUGGCGUACUCCUUCCUCACCUGCUUCCUGCACAAGGUGCAGGUGCUGUCGGGUCCCAGCUGCUCCAACCUGAUCGGUGUUCUGGUGACGAACCUGCUGAGCGAGCAGAGCAGCCUGCAGCCCGAACUGGCAGCUCACCGCCUGGAGCUGAGCAAGACCAGCGCCCUGCUGAACGCCGUACGAACACACGCACGCACGCAC
Molecule: messenger RNA, 510 nt
Organism: Plectropomus leopardus (leopard coralgrouper)
Lineage: Eukaryota; Metazoa; Chordata; Actinopteri; Perciformes; Serranidae
Source: RefSeq, a predicted model, not a curated record